Messenger RNA from Triticum dicoccoides, 1788 nucleotides. Its product is annotated as 7-deoxyloganetin glucosyltransferase-like. Lineage: Eukaryota; Viridiplantae; Streptophyta; Magnoliopsida; Poales; Poaceae. The record is from RefSeq and is a predicted model, not a curated record. The coding region runs from base 134 to 1612 and encodes 492 amino acids. The transcript has a single exon. Gene Ontology annotation, molecular function: quercetin 3-O-glucosyltransferase activity; quercetin 7-O-glucosyltransferase activity.
GGCUGAGCUUAACUCCUCCUAUAAGUAUGCGUUCAACUCUACUGUUCACAUCACUGCCACGGAGUAGUUGGCAGCAAGCCGAUUGGCAGAUCACUUUGCUCUUGCUGGUGUGGCACUGAUCGAUCGAGUGAUCAUGGUGGCCAUGGCGUCCAGCGAUCCGGCGCAGAAGCCGCACGCGAUGUGCGUCCCGUACCCGGCGCAGGGCCACAUCACGCCCAUGCUCAAGGUGGCCAAGCUGCUGCACGCCCGGGGCUUCCACGUCACCUUCGUCCUCACCGAGUUCAACUACGCGCGCCUCCUCCGAUCGUGCGGCCAGGCCGUGUUUGAUGCCUGCCCCGGCUUCGACUUCACCGCCAUCCCCGAUGGCCUCCCGCCGUCCGACCCCGACGCCACCCAGGACAUCCCCGCGCUCUGCCGCUCCACCAUGACCACCUGCCUUCCCCACCUCAACGCCAUCCUGGCCCGCCUCAACGGCCCCGCCUCCGGCGUGCCGCCGGUGACGUGCAUCCUUUGUGAUGGCGUCAUGUCCUUCGCCUACGACGCCGCCAGGGAGAUCGGCGUGCCGUGCGCCGGGCUCUGGACGGCCAGCGCAUGCGGCUUCAUGGCGUACAACCACUACAAGCAACUUGUCGAGGACGGGCUCGUGCCGCUCAAGGACGAGGCACAGCUCAUGGACGGGUACCUGGACACGGUCGUCGACGGCGUGCCGGGCCUGUGCGACGGCUUCCAGCUGCGCGACUUCCCGAACUUCAUCCGGACGACGGACCGCGAUGACAUCCUGCUAAAUUUCCUCAUCCGUGAGUCCGGCCGCAUGUCGCUUCCCGACGCCGUCAUCAUCAACUCCUUCGACGACCUCGAGAAGCCGGCGCUCGACGCCAUGCGAGCCAUCCUCCCGCCCGUCUACACCCUCGGCCCGCUCCUCCUCCACGUCCGCCGGCUCGUCCCCGCGGGCUCCCCUCUCGACGUCGGCGUCAGGUCCAACCUGUGGAAGGAGCAGGACGGCCUCAUCGAGUGGCUCGACGCCCGGCCACCGCGCUCCGUCGUAUACGUGAACUACGGCAGCAUCACCGUGAUGACGAACGAGCAGCUGCUGGAGUUCGCGUGGGGGCUGGCCAACAGCGGCUACCCCUUCCUGUGGAACGUCCGGCCCGACCUCGUCAAGGGCGACGCGGCGGUGCUCCCGCCGGAGUUCCAGGCCGCCAUCGAGGGCCGCGGCCUUCUCACGACAUGGUGCCCCCAGGAGGUUGUGAUCGAGCAUGAGGCCGUGGGCGUGUUCCUCACGCACUCCGGGUGGAACUCGACGCUGGAGAGCCUCUGCGCCGGCGUGCCGAUGCUGAGCUGGCCCUUCUUCGCCGAGCAGCAGACCAACUGCCGGUACAAGCGCACCGAGUGGGGCGUGGGGAUGGAGAUCGGCGGCGAGGUGCGGCGGGCGGAGGUGGCGGCGAUGAUACGGGAGGCCAUGGAGGGCGAGAAGGGGGAGGAGAUGCGCCACCGCGCCGCGGAGUGGAAGCAGAAGGCCGCGCAGGCGACCCUGCCAGGUGGCCCCUCAGAGACCAAUCUGGACGGAUUAAUUCAUGUGCUGCAAGGCAAGACGGGUCAAGCCGGAAAGUAAGAAUUGGUGCGUGCAGAAAUCGCACGUCCCUGAUUUCAAUCGUGUUCUGAAUUUGCCUAGUAGUACGUACUACUAUUUGAUGAUAGAUGUGGAGAGCUGCUCUCAGUUUGUAGCGCACGCAUUGUUCUGUUUUGUUUGUUACGUCAACAUAAAAUCACUCCAUUUGUCAGAAUAUU